This is a messenger RNA of Pistacia vera, 772 nucleotides long. RefSeq names its product eukaryotic translation initiation factor 1A. The transcript has 2 exons. The record is from RefSeq and is a predicted model, not a curated record. Gene Ontology annotation, molecular function: RNA binding; translation initiation factor activity. Bases 163 to 600 code for a protein of 145 amino acids. Gene Ontology annotation, cellular component: cytoplasm. Gene Ontology annotation, biological process: translational initiation. Lineage: Eukaryota; Viridiplantae; Streptophyta; Magnoliopsida; Sapindales; Anacardiaceae.
GGCUGGGCUACGUCGGUGGGCGGCCCAUAAGAGUUGAACUUGACCUGAUCUUUUGGUACAAAAGCGCUAGGGUUAGCGUAGAAACCUUUCGGAGACAGAUUGAUUUCAAUCGUUGCUACUUUAUUUACUCUCCACCUCUUCUUCGCGAAAGAAUCAGAAAACAUGCCGAAGAACAAGGGAAAGGGAGGAAAGAACAGGAAGAGGGGAAAGAACGAAGCAGAUGAUGAGAAGCGUGAGCUUGUGUUCAAGGAAGAUGGACAAGAGUAUGCCCAAGUUCUUCGCAUGCUUGGUAAUGGGCGGUGCGAAGCUAUGUGCAUUGAUGGCACCAAACGUCUUUGCCACAUCCGUGGUAAGAUGCACAAGAAGGUUUGGAUUGCAGCUGGUGAUAUAAUACUUGUUGGGCUUCGUGACUAUCAAGAUGACAAGGCUGAUGUCAUCCUUAAGUACAUGCCUGAUGAGGCAAGGCUUCUGAAGGCAUAUGGUGAGCUUCCAGAGAGCACCCGUCUCAAUGAGGGUAUUGCUGGUGGUCUUGACGAGGAGGAUGAAGGUGCUGGUGAUGAUUACAUUGAGUUUGAAGAUGAAGAUAUUGAUAAGAUCUAGACUUUAUAGAAAUUGGCUCUGGUUGGGGUUUAUGUUUGAUGUUAAAAGAUAUGCUUGAUGUCAAUGUACUGGUAUUAGAAAGCCAAAAAUUAUGUGUUUGCACUCUAUAAAUUUGGAUAUGCUGAGUUUAUUAUAUUCUGUGUAAGGUAUUACCUGCUUAUGCUUUUCUUGA